Messenger RNA from Nyctereutes procyonoides (raccoon dog), 3601 nucleotides. RefSeq names its product limb and CNS expressed 1 like (gene LIX1L). Gene Ontology annotation, cellular component: cytoplasm. NCBI's taxonomy places the organism in Eukaryota, Metazoa, Chordata, Mammalia, Carnivora, Canidae. The coding region runs from base 81 to 1094 and encodes 337 amino acids. Gene Ontology annotation, biological process: autophagosome maturation. The record is from RefSeq and is a predicted model, not a curated record. The transcript is spliced from 6 exons.
GCGCUCGCCGGCGGGGUUGGCUGGGACCGUUAGCUCGCCAGGCUGGCAGGCUCCGGGCCGCUGCUCCGCGGGCGGCCGGGAUGGAGACGAUGCGAGCGCAGCGGCUGCAGCCGGGAGUGGGCGCCGGCGGCCGGGGCACGCUGCGAGCGCUUCGGCCCGGGGUAACUGGGGCCGCGGCGGCCGCCGCCACACCCCCCGCAGGCCCCCCGCCCGCCCCGCCGCCCCCCGCCCCGCCCCCGCCGCCCCUGCUCCUGUCGGGGGCCCCUGGGCUGCCGCUGCCCCCCGGCGCCGCCGGCAGCCCAGCCGUGCUGCGGGAGGCCGUGGAGGCGGUGGUCAGGAGCUUCGCCAAGCACACGCAGGGCUAUGGCCGAGUGAAUGUGGUGGAGGCACUUCAGGAAUUCUGGCAGAUGAAGCAGUCCCGUGGGGCAGACUUGAAGAAUGGGGCUCUGGUGGUUUAUGAGAUGGUUCCCUCCAACAGCCCUCCUUAUGUCUGUUACGUCACUCUGCCUGGGGGAAGCUGCUUUGGGAGUUUCCAGUUUUGCCCCACAAAAGCUGAGGCCCGGAGGAGUGCUGCAAAGAUUGCACUGAUGAACUCUGUGUUUAAUGAACAUCCUUCCCGAAGAAUCACUGAUGAGUUCAUUGAGAAGAGUGUCUCUGAGGCCCUGGCAUCUUUCAAUGGCAACAGGGAGGAAGCUGACAACCCAAAUACAGGGAUUGGUGCCUUCCGAUUCAUGUUGGAAUCCAAUAAGGGCAAGUCAAUGUUGGAGUUCCAGGAACUAAUGACAGUCUUUCAACUGCUGCACUGGAAUGGCAGCCUUAAGGCCAUGAGGGAAAGACAGUGCUCUCGGCAGGAAGUGUUGGCUCAUUAUUCACACCGGGCUCUGGAUGAUGAUAUUCGCCACCAAAUGGCAUUGGACUGGGUGAGCCGGGAGCAAAGUGUGCCAGGGGCACUGUCUAGAGAGCUGGCCUCUACUGAGCGGGAGCUGGAUGAAGCCCGGCUGGCAGGCAAGGAGCUGCGUUUCCACAAGGAGAAGAAAGAUAUUCUCUUGCUGGCUGCUGGGCAGUUGGGCAAUAUGCAUUCUUCCAACUGCUAGGUGUCCACUCAUAUACUCCCCAUCCUCUCUAGGCCUUUUUUUAUAAUGUCUUUUCUAAGACUUAGUUGAUUUCUGUACAUACUUCCUCAAUUUUAUACUUUUACAUAUAUAUAUAUUUUAUACUUUAAAAUAUAUAUAUAUAUGUAUAAAUAUAUAUAUAUAUAUAUAUAAAUUCUACACUCAGAUUCCUAUUUGCUGAGAGAUCCCUUUUCUUCUAGUUUUUGGAUGUAGUUUCAUUUGAAACAUUGCCACUCCACUUUGUAAGAAGAGCAGGCUGUCUUCAGAGUUUUGUUGGCUCUUAACACUCCUGGUAACUCUGUAGUCAUUUCAGUAGCACAAGGUGAUUGACAAAGUGUUCUUAUCAUAUAACAGGGAGUUUGAAUAAGGACUAUGUGCCCCACACUCACCCUCAUCCUGUUUUCUCAUGGAUUCCAAACAGGGUAUGAGUAUGAAGCUUUUGGCUUUGGUAUCUUGAUCUAAGCCUACUUGGUACUGAGUUGUUCUUCAGUAACUAGGUAUUUCCUGUCCUAGACUCCCCACUACUAUCUUACUCCUCCUCUGACUUCAAGUGGUACUUCAUUUUGAGGCUUCCUUUAUUAUUUGGAAGGAAGUGGAAAUUUGGUGUCUUAUUGUUAAAAUCAUUCCUGAGGAACUUCCCAGAAAGAGGAGAGGAAUUAGAAACACAGUCCAUCGGUGUUUAUCACCUAAAUGCCUCUGGGGCAUAGAUACCAUACCACGCUGGUAAACUAGCUUUCUUGAUGUAUUCCGUGCUCCAAAAGGGAUCAGGGUUGAAGCUGCUGAUCUUCCAACAUUCCCUUUUCACUCCUCCUCCUGUGCUCACCCAGCUUAGUUGAGUCCAGUAUUUAGACCUUCCUGCCUGCAGAGAUUGGUAAAAGGGAAAACAUAUUUCCCUACUCUCUCUCCUCCCAUCAUUUUGCUCUUUGGAAACAGCUGUCCUGUUUGGUGAAGGCCAUGUUCCUCUCUCUCUCCCUCAAAGUUGCUGCUGUUGCCACCUUAGAUGUCCAUAAAUUCAGUUUUUUCUCUUUUCUCCAUGUUGAUUGCAUGUUGAGAGCAUGAGUCCAUCAGGAAAAUGAGCCUGGCAUUAUGGCACUUCCUAAUUGGAACCUUGGGAGACUGCAGGAGGGCAAAGAGACUUGAUGAUCAACUAUUUGUGUUUUUAAGACUCCCUCCCCCCACCCCCUCCUGGGUGAAAUAGGAGAUAAAUGAUCUUGAGUAUAGCUAAAGCAUUUCUCUUUGGGAGAAAUUUUUCUAGGUCUCUCAAAGAUGUAUUUUCCCCUUGUUUCUAUAAUCUCCUUUAUAUUGUAUGAUAGUUCAGUGCACUUUCUAAAAUGUGUUUGGGGAGUUUCAUGUUUCUGCAAUUGGACUUUUCAUUUAAUGAUGAUACACUUUGUUCUUAGAAAUAGAUUAGGAAAUAGGCCACAAUUUACUGUUUUGGACUAGAUAGGGACAAAAAUGAAAGUCUGCUUUUUUGCUUUUGAAAUCAUCUUGGUGACCAGCACAUAUGGGAUCAGCAGUAAGGAGUCUAGCAACUGUUUUAGUGUUUGAAAGGGACCUCCUUGAAUUCUCUAAGCCCCAUGUCUGUAUACCAUGAAGCUCAUAUAGAGUUGGAGUAGAGGCUCCUACAUUAAUAGUAGGUAUGUCUAUUCUGCUUUUAUUGAUAUUUAUAAUCCAGAAAUCAUAAACUCUCAUUUCUCCUAUGCUCCUUUCUCUGGGAAGAGUGAAGAGGUGUAAGUUAUGGGAAGAACUUUUUCUUGCACCUCUUGGAUUAUUUUUCUCAAAUAACAACCAGUAAGAUCCCAAAGAACUUGAGAAAAAUUGUUCCCUUAUCUGUCCACUUUCAUUGUUAAAGAUUUUACUUACCAUUUUAGUACUUCCUAUGUAUUUUAUAUGUAUAAUUUUAUACAAUUAAAAACAGAUUUUUGUCUAGUGAGCCAGAUUGAUUCUUUCUUGAGACCUAUAUAUCAGAGGAGCUCUAAAAUGACCCUUUCUUUUACAAGUACACUAAAAGAAUUUUGAUUAGUGUUUUUUCGGGUAGUAGAAAUAAGAUUGUUCUGUUGGGGGAAGGCGUUCUGCCUCCCCUUCUCCAGAUAUUUCAGGAGCCUAGAUUUUCUCACUGGUCCUUUCUUCUCAAGCUCUAUGCAUUUCCUUUUUUUUUUUUAUCUUAUUUUUAUUUUAUUUCAUUUAUUCAUGAGAUACACAGAGAGAGGCAGAGACACAAGCAGAGGGAGAAGCAAGCUCCCCGUGAGGAGCCCAAUGCGGGACUCGAUCCCAGGACCCCGGGAUCACAACCUGAAGCUCUAUGCAUUUCCACUGGCAAUCUUACCCACCAUGGUGACUUCAACUCUAUAAUACAUACCAUUCUCAAAUCUAUUUCUUUCACUGUUUUGAGCUUUUACAUCUAUAUUUCCACAUGUUGGACAUCACCACCUAAAUGUAUUAACACAAGCUCUUUGAACUCAUAUUCAAAAUAAAAGCUAUUUCAUAUA